CUUGUUUCACACCAGUCCCAUCGUUCUCUAUAUAAACCAUUCUUCUCUCUCUCUCGCUCUCGUUUUUUUAAGAUUCGUCUCUCCCCUCUCUUACGAUUUUUCGAUCCAACGAUUCACACAGAUCUAAAUCUAAUGGCAUCCAACGGUGAAAAAGGACUGAUCGUAAGCUUCGGCGAGAUGCUAAUCGAUUUCGUACCAACCGAAUCAGGCGUAUCUCUCGCCGAAGCUCCUGGUUUUCUCAAAGCUCCAGGCGGUGCUCCAGCCAACGUCGCGAUCGCAGUUUCUCGUCUCGGCGGACGAUCCGCUUUCGUCGGAAAACUCGGUGACGACGAGUUCGGUCAUAUGCUCGCUGGGAUUCUAAGGAAGAACGGUGUCGCUGAUCAAGGGAUCAACUUCGAUACGGGAGCUAGAACUGCUUUAGCUUUCGUUACGUUGCGUGCUGAUGGAGAUCGCGAGUUUAUGUUUUACCGGAAUCCUAGCGCCGAUAUGCUUCUCCGUCCUGAUGAACUCAAUCUCGACCUCAUCAGAUCCGCGAAAGUGUUUCACUAUGGGUCGAUAAGUUUGAUAGUGGAGCCAUGUAGGUCUGCUCAUUUGAAGGCUAUGGAAGUAGCGAAAGAAGCUGGAGCUCUUCUUUCCUACGACCCUAACCUUAGAGAACCUUUGUGGCCAUCAAAGGAAGAAGCCAAGACACAGAUUAUGAGUAUUUGGGACAAAGCUGAGAUCAUCAAGGUGAGCGACGUUGAGCUUGAGUUUUUAACUGGAAGCAACAAGAUUGAUGAUGACACCGCAAUGUCCUUGUGGCAUCCUAACUUGAAGCUCCUGCUUGUCACUCUCGGUGAAAAGGGAUGUCGGUAUUACACUAAGAGUUUCAAAGGAUCCGUUGACCCUUUCCAUGUGAACGCUGUGGAUACAACCGGAGCUGGAGACUCCUUUGUCGGUGCUCUCCUAAACCAGAUUGUCGACGAUCAGUCCGUUCUCGAGAACGAAGAGAGAUUGAGAAAAGUGUUGAGAUUCGCCAACGCUUGUGGAGCAAUCACCACGACCAAAAAAGGAGCCAUUCCAGCUCUUCCCUCAGAUGCUGAAGUUCGCAGCUUUCUCGAAGGGAAAUAGAAACAAAAGCAACUCAAGCUUUCACCAUGUAAUCCUGUUUUGCGCGGCUUUCUUCUCUUUUCGUAUUCUUGUUUUCGGAUUGGAGAGAAACAAAUUGGGCAUUCCGCUCUGUUUUUGUUCCUCUUCUUCAAAUAUAAUGGUUUAAAAAGACUUCUGUUGCAGUUCAUGGCAUCACAUGCUAAUAAAAUGAUGCAUUAUUUUUCUCC
This is a messenger RNA of Camelina sativa (false flax), 1316 nucleotides long. RefSeq names its product putative fructokinase-1. Gene Ontology annotation, molecular function: fructokinase activity. NCBI's taxonomy places the organism in Eukaryota, Viridiplantae, Streptophyta, Magnoliopsida, Brassicales, Brassicaceae. The record is from RefSeq and is a predicted model, not a curated record. Gene Ontology annotation, cellular component: cytosol. Gene Ontology annotation, biological process: fructose metabolic process.